Giardia duodenalis is the source of this 1377-nucleotide messenger RNA. Its product is annotated as tRNA/rRNA cytosine-C5-methylase. The coding region runs from base 1 to 1377 and encodes 458 amino acids. The transcript has a single exon. Gene Ontology annotation, biological process: rRNA base methylation. Gene Ontology annotation, molecular function: methyltransferase activity. Gene Ontology annotation, cellular component: nucleolus. Lineage: Eukaryota; Fornicata; Diplomonadida; Hexamitidae. The record is from RefSeq and is a predicted model, not a curated record.
AUGACGAAUGAUGUGUUUCUACAGGCUGCAGACGUAGUAAGGGACUUUCGCGCUGGAAAAGGCGGCCUAAAGGCUCUGUGUUAUGCUCGAGCCAGCCAGCCGGGGCCUGUCUAUGCCCUGGCCUUGCGGGCCUUGGGACACGCAGAUCCGUUGAAAGACACCAUUUCACGGCUGGCAAAUGCAGACGAUACUACACUAGAGCACAAUCAUGUGCUUGUGAUGGCCACAGAGGCACUUUUAGGGGACGGAGUACCUCAUAGAAGAAGGCGCUUAGAAGGAUCCACAAGAGACGCCCUUCGCAUAGUCAAAACUCACAUGCCUGAGUUUGCGUGUCUGCUGAAGAAGCCAGACGCGACUAGCGUGAAAUCUCACAAUGCUACAAGCGCUACACCAUACCUACCUCGUGCAUUUAGAGUUAACCUAGAUAAGCGUGAAUAUCCGGAAAUAAACGACGAAGCAGACAGGAUGCGACUUACUCUGGAGGCAGAAGAGCAGUGUGUUCUACGUGUUCAGGAUCAAUUACAAAACGAACUGCCUCCAGAAGCAAAGCUCACCAGACAUCCCAUCCUUAAAGAUUUUCUGCUGAUUUCUGCUCCUGAUAUGAAGAUUCCAUUCCACAAUCUCUGGGUGGUCAAGACAAACCAGGCUGUCAUGCAGUCGCUUGCUUCUGGCCUGCCUCUGGCUGCACUUCGCGAGGCCGCCAUCAAGCUAUUCCCGUCCCUGAAAAAUGUCUGUGUACUCGAUGUCUGUGCUGCUCCCGGCUCCAAGACAUUCCAAGCCUGCAACUAUUUUUCCGGCGUCCACGCUAAUGACCUUGACAGACGUCGCUGUGAGAUCAUUCUUCGUCGGGGUAAGGAGCUAGUCAGUACAAAAGCUGUGCGGUCUGCAAAUGUCGUUGCUGGCCUACCAAUUAACUCUCUUGUGAUCACAAGCAAUGACGCUCUCAGACUCAAGGACACUGGUUGCCAGAUUAUUGUCUGUGAUCCCACAUGCUCAUCCUCGGGCAUAUACAGUAACAAGGAUGCUUCACUCGCGGAGGCGGCGGGGGUGGCGAAAACACACGCUGACCCGGCUGAGCUCAGCCAGUUUCAGAUAAAGCUUCUUACUAAGCUUCUCACGAAGUUUCCCAGUGCGCUGCUAGUGUCGUACAGCACGUGCAGCAUUCAUUCCGUUGAAAAUGAAGACGUCGUGGCGGCGGUUAUGGAGGAUGAGACAGGGAUUUCUAAGGAGUGGGAGCUGUGGAACGCGCUUCCAGAGUGGCCACUGCGAGGAAAAAAGCCAUACACUUGUUGUUUGCGGGCAGACAAGCGACAGAAGACUGACGGGUUCUUUGCUGCGAUUUUCGUCAGAAAGUCUCUACUCAAAAGGCCCUCAUGA